Molecule: messenger RNA, 903 nt
Organism: Tuber melanosporum (Perigord truffle)
Lineage: Eukaryota; Fungi; Ascomycota; Pezizomycetes; Pezizales; Tuberaceae
Exons: 1
Coding region: 1-234 (77 amino acids)
Source: RefSeq, a predicted model, not a curated record
AUGGAUGUGAAGUUGAAAGGGAGGUGUGAUUAUUAUCGUCGCAUCGAGGGAAGAAUGAUGAUGAUUCGGAAAUCUGAAAGGUAUUUUUUUUUUCCGGUUUUUGAUUAUUUUUUGACUUUGGACCUCGUGAAGGCCCGGGUAUCGAAGCGGUGUCGUGCAUUACCGGUAUUAUUAGUCAGAGUUAGGGGUCGGUGUUUGGAUCCGCUCUGUUCGGAACAUUCCGACCUGGGCUGAGCUGGGCUGGGCUUGCUUGCCGCACGUUUAAACUACCGCACUGUAAGCCAAACGGUGUUCACAUGGCUACCGUAGCUUGAAGCGAGAGUAGGAGGAUGGUGGAGAUGGGCUUGGUCUUUUUGUGCGACGCGGAAAUAAUACUUAUUGUGAGUGGGUGGAGAACAACCCUCCUCUCCUCUCUCGGGGCGCACGAAACGAAGAAUAUUGGUACGGCUCUAAUGCUGGGCUCCCCCGCCGUGCAAGUCAUGCGGCGACAUUCUUGUAUCAUACGAGAGAAGCUGCCGCACCUCUCCCAGGCCACAAGUGAGCCGAAAACAGGGGGUGGGGAUAUUUCGUAUGGGCACUCGGAUAGGCGUAAUUUUUUUCACCAUAUGCUCGAGUAUUCCUUCAAUCCCUGUUUUCGGGUAUGAUAUCUUCUGGCCUGGGACGAGUGAACGGAGGUCGCUUAAAUGCUAACGUGCCGAUCCGGACAGGUACAGGUAUAUACCUGUACCUGUUUCAGGGUGCUGUAUCUCCUCCCUAUCGUAUUUACCGUCCUGUACCGCCCGGUACCUUCGUCGCCAUGACCCGGCAGACGCCCGACGGGCUCUUGUGCUGUGCGGGAGCACGGCGAGACUGGGCGGAUGGCGAACAGGGAUUACAUUUACGAGGAAAUUAUUUCGUUACCCU